GGUGCGCGUGUGCGUCUGUUGGGGAGUGUUGGACGCUGACCGUCGCGAUAAGGCGGCCCUGCCCGCUCAGCAGACUAAUAUCUAUCAGGAAACCAUUGUCACUUGCACAACCUCAUAACGUUACACGCCAUCGCUGUGCGGGGGAGCUGACAACGGACUCAGGGUUGGUGUCGUUCAGCGCUGUCUCCAAGCGAAGAAAAUACGCAUUCACAAUAUGUGGCUGCCCAUGCUGGGGAUGACGGCCCUUCCACACCUGGGAGGGCUCUACGGCGGUUACAUCACACGCAAAGAGGUGAAGACCUGGUACACGACCCUGCAGAAACCAUCGUGGCGUCCACCAAACGCAGCAUUCCCUGUAGUGUGGACCUGUCUGUAUACGGGAAUGGGAUAUGGUUCCUACCUUGUGUGGAAAGAGCUGGGAGGUUUUACUGAGGACGCACUGGUUCCACUGGGACUUUAUGGGAUGCAGCUAGCUCUGAACUGGGCCUGGACUCCGAUUUUCUUUCGCGCGCACAAGCUGAAAUUGGCACUCAUGGAAAUUGUGCUCCUGACUGGGACUGUUGGAGCCACCAUGGUGUCCUGGUAUCCCAUCAGCCGCACCGCCUCCCUGCUGAUGGCACCUUACCUGGCCUGGCUGUGCCUCGCUACUUCUCUCAACUACUGCAUAUGGAGAGACAACAGGGAGGAGAAAAAGGAGUAGGAACCAGAGAGCAAUUCCAUUGUAUGUCUAGCGAACAUGUUUGUUUAUAAUAAUCUGCAGCAUAUUAAAGAAUGGAAAAACCUGCAUCUGAUCUGCCAUUGUUUUGUAACUGAAAUUGGAAGUGCUUUCAUACAUGUAUUUGUUUUAAUAUGUAUAUCCAAUUUAUCACCAUUGAAUCCAUUCUUUGUCAGAGCAGGUAACUAGCUCAAUAGAAAAAGAUAAGUCAACAGACAUGAACUAUGCCAGUUGUUUUUGCUUUUAGUGAACUCUGCAAUGUGUGAAAUCAUCUUUAUGAAUUACAUUCAAUUCGUCAAAAAAAGCUAAAAACUAAAAUAUUUUCCUUGACUCACAACUAAGUUUCACCAAACCUCAGUAAAAUGCGUCACACAUUCUUACAGAAUAAACAGAACGAAUGAGCACAGAAACAAACCCUUCUUGGUGUAGAUAGAUUUCAUCUUAAAAUUAAAAUCUAUAAAGUCUUUUAGUCUCAUUUAAA
Messenger RNA from Gasterosteus aculeatus aculeatus (three-spined stickleback), 1196 nucleotides. RefSeq names its product translocator protein (gene tspo). NCBI's taxonomy places the organism in Eukaryota, Metazoa, Chordata, Actinopteri, Perciformes, Gasterosteidae. The record is from RefSeq and is a predicted model, not a curated record. Gene Ontology annotation, cellular component: mitochondrial outer membrane.